Molecule: messenger RNA, 3491 nt
Organism: Pyrgilauda ruficollis (rufous-necked snowfinch)
Lineage: Eukaryota; Metazoa; Chordata; Aves; Passeriformes; Passeridae
Product: alpha-2-macroglobulin-like
Exons: 27
Molecular function (GO): endopeptidase inhibitor activity
Source: RefSeq, a predicted model, not a curated record
UUGCAGAGGAGAGUAUAAAGGGGCUGACUGGGAGGGCAGAGGGGGACUAAGAGCAGCACUGGACCACACUGAGUGUCUGCUUGACUCACCACGUCCUGCUGUGUACCAUGGGGAUGAACGGGCUGCUUAUCAAAUCAAGCAUCUUCCUCCUCCUCCUCUUCUUCCUUCCAGGAGACACCUCACCCAUCACAGAGCCGCAGUACCUCGUGCUGGUGCCCUAUCUGAUCCACACGGAUUCUCAAGAGAAAGUCUGCGUUCAGCUGACCUACCUGAAUGAGUCUGUGACGCUGAGUGCCACACUCGAGUACCUGUGGGGGAACAGCAGCUUGAUUGAUGACGUGGUGUCAGAGAAAGACGUGUUCACCUGCAUCCCUUUCUCUCUUCCAAAACCAAGACUCCCAUUACCCUACGUGUUUCUCACUGUGAUGGUGAAGGGGGCCACGCUGCAGUUUAGCAGCCGCAAGUUGCUGGUGGUCCAGAACUCUGAGAGCUUGGUCUUCAUCCAGACAGACAAACCCAUCUACAAGCCCGGACAGACAGUCCUGUUCAGAAUUGCUUCUCUGGAUGAAGAGUUCCGACCUGUGAAUGAAAUGAUCCCACUGGUGUAUAUUGAGGACCCAAAGAAAAAUCGUCUGUACCAGUGGACAAACGCAGAGUUAGAGAUGGGAUUUAUACAGCUGUUCUUCAACCUCACCUCUGAACCUAUCCAAGGCACCUACACCGUGGUGGCACAGAAGGCCUCUGGGAAGAAAGUUCAGCACUCUUUCUCUGUGGAGGAGUAUGUGCUGCCAAAAUUUGAAGUGACAGUGAAAAUGCCCAAGGUGAUCAGCAUUCUGGAUGAGGAGCUGAAGGUGACAGUUUGUGGACUAUACACAUUUGGGAAGCCUGUUCCCGGCCUCGUGAACUUCCGUGUCUGCCGGAACUAUGAACGUGCAGCCGUGUCCUGUUAUGGUGAAGAGUCUAGAGCAGUCUGUGAGGAGUUCUCUGGACAGACAGACAUCUAUGGCUGCAUUUCUGAAGUGGUAAAGACCAAAUUAUUCCAGCUCAAGAGAGGCGGAUAUGAGAAUAAGCUCCGUGUAGAGGCUAAGAUUAAAGAGGAGGAUACAGGAGUGGAGUUGACUGGAACAAGCUUCUCUGAGAUCACAACCACCAUUAGCAGAAUCAUAUUUGAGCUUUCAGAUACUUACUACAAGCGAGGAGUCCCCUUCUUUGGGCAGGUGAAACUAGUAGAUGGGUCUAAUGCUCCAAUCGCCAAUGAAACUGUGAGAAUUUCUCUUCAAGGAGGACAGGAACAAAACUAUACAACAAAUGAAGAGGGUGUGGCAGAGUUUGCUCUAAACACUUCUUCAUUGGCCUUGGAAAAUGUUGGAAUUAGGGCAGUUCAUAAAAAAAACAUCUUCUGCUAUGAUCGUUCCUGGGCUGUUCCAUCUUAUGGAGAACGUUAUCUCCAACUGAAGCGCUUUUACUCUCCCAGUAAUAGCUUCCUCAAAAUUGAGCCCAAGUCCAAGCCACUAAGCUGUGGCUCCUCCACAGAGAUCUGGGUGCAUUAUAUCCUUACUCCAGCUGCUAUAGGAGAGCAGAAGAAAAUCACCUUUUACUACCUGGUGAUGGCCAAGGGAAACAUUAAGCAAGGAGGCACUCACAUUCUGGAUUUGGACAAGGAAAGUGACAAUGGUGUCUUCUCACUACAGCUGUCUGUACAAGCUGAUAUUGCUCCAGUGGCCCAAGUGCUUGUCUACACCACGGUCUCCAGCAAGGAGGUGAUUGCUGAUUCAGCCAAGUUCCACACAGAAUUGUGUUUCAACAAUAAAGUGGACUUAAGCUUCUCCCCUUCGGAAGGCCUGCCUUCCUCAGAUGCUCACUUGCAGUUCCGGGCCUCCCCGAACUCCCUCUGUGCUGUGCGUGCUGUGGACAAGAGUGUUCUCCUCAUGAAGCCAGAGGCUGACCUGUCACCCACCUCUGUGUAUGACUUACUUCCAGUGAAGGAAUUCCAUGGCUAUGUCUAUGAUUCAAAUGUACCCUUGGAGGAGACCCAGUGGAAUUGCGUGACUGUGGAGCCAAUACUUCGGGAUGGGAUCACCUAUGUCCCAGUAAUGGGGGUGAAUGAAGAGGACACGUACAGCAUCCUAAAGGAAAUGGGUUUAAAGGUUUUCACAAAUACCAACGUGAAGAAACCUUGGUUUUGUGGCCCAAGUAAUCACAUGUAUCCUCAUUCAUCAGCUGGCACAGAAACACCUGUAGCCAUGGCUGCACCACCCAUGUAUGCAAUGAGGACAAGCGGCAUUCUGUCAGAGAGACAUUCUAACCAGUUAAGCACUCCUGAAGAGGUGACAGAGACAGUCCGAAAGUAUUUCCCAGAAACCUGGAUUUGGAGUUUAGUACCUAUAAGCUCUGAGGGAAAAGCUGAUCUAGAAGUGACCAUCCCUGACACCAUCACCGAGUGGAAAGCCAAUGCAUUCUGCACUUCAGCAGACACGGGCUUUGGCCUGUCCCCGACAGUGUCCCUCAGAGCCUUCCAGCCCUUCUUUGUCGAGCUCACCAUGCCCUACUCUGUGGUGCGUGGGGAGUCCUUCACGCUCAAAGCCACCGUUUUCAACUACCUGCCUGCCUGCAUCAGGGUCAGUGUGACUCUGGCACAGUCUACUCAUUUCCUGGCUACUCUGGUGGAAAAGCAGAAAGAAUCUCAUUGUCUCUGUGAGAAUGUGAGGAAAACCGUGGCUUGGCUGGUGACUCCCAAAUCUCUAGGGCAGGUGGAGCUCUCAGUGACCACCGAGGCCCUAGAGAACCAGCAGCCCUGCGGGAACUACAUUGUGGAGACCCCUGAGAAAGGGCGUAAGGACACGGUCAUCAGACAGCUGCUGGUGGAGCCUGAAGGAGUUGAGAAGGAAACAACCCAGAAUUCUGUGCUCUGUGUAAAAGGAGUCCCUGUGAAAGAGGAGUUUUCCCUGUUGCUACCUGAAAAUGUGGUACAAGACUCAGGCAGGGCAUAUUUCUCAGUGUUGGGUGACAUCAUGGGCACUGCCAUGCAGAACCUGCACCAGCUCCUCCAGAUGCCCUUUGGCUGUGGGGAGCAGAACAUGGUUCUGUUUGCACCCAACAUCUACGUCCUGGACUAUCUGAAUAAGACAGGGCAGCUGAGUGAGGAGAUCAAAUCCAAGGCCACUGGAUACUUAGUGAGCGGUUAUCAGAGGCAGCUGAACUACAAGCACCAAGAUGGUUCUUACAGUACCUUUGGACAACGUUAUGGCCAACCAGGGAACACCUGGCUCACAGCCUUUGUCCUCAAGUCCUUUGCCCAGGCCCGGCAUCACAUCUUCAUAGAGGAGAAGCACAUCCAGGAUGCUUUGCACUGGCUGUCCUACAAACAGAAGGAGAACGGCUGUUUCCAGAGUUCUGGGACACUCCUGAACAAUGCCAUGAAGCUGGAAGGCCACCCUGUUAUUGAGCGCACAGAGCUGAACACCAACCACGUUCUGCUAUACCUGGAAAAG